Messenger RNA from Aspergillus clavatus NRRL 1, 1686 nucleotides. It is a transcript of the gene zrfD, whose product is annotated as putative plasma membrane zinc ion transporter. The transcript has 4 exons. Lineage: Eukaryota; Fungi; Ascomycota; Eurotiomycetes; Eurotiales; Aspergillaceae. Gene Ontology annotation, biological process: zinc ion transmembrane transport. Gene Ontology annotation, cellular component: plasma membrane. The coding region runs from base 1 to 1686 and encodes 561 amino acids. The record is from RefSeq and is a predicted model, not a curated record. Gene Ontology annotation, molecular function: zinc ion transmembrane transporter activity.
AUGAAUUGUCCCUCCCGCACGGACGAUACGCUCCUGCACUGCGACUGGAAUCAGAAUCCCCCAUCUCUGGCCCCGGAUUUGACCACCCGCCAAGACCUCAAUGGCAUUUCCAAUGCUCGUGUCCACAAAUCUGGAGGGCUCGCCGUUGACUCAUUGACAUGUCUACAAACGACUCAAUGCUUGUCUAGCAGACCAAAAACUCUAGAAAAAGUCAAGGCAGACCAGCAGGGGGCGUCUCUGACUCUGUCAGGACGCCCCGUUUCCCUCAAAGCCAGAGAUAGUACUGGCCAAAUUUACUAUCCGAGUCACUGUUCCACUCAAUCGGCACCUUCUUCCCUUGAGAAGAUCAAGAGCUGGGCAUGGUGGCUGCUGUCGGUGCUGUUCACUUCUGCCGUCAUCUCCCACGAGAUUGUGGCAAAAUACCUCGGCUUAACUGUCUCAUUCGCGAAUCGUUCGGAUGGCGCUGAAGCCCCAGCACGACUGCUCAAGAGAUCAACCUGUGCCGAAGGAGGCGCCAAUCGUGGCGACUACAACACUCCCUUGCACGUCGCAGCUCUCUUUAUCAUCCUUGCCGUUUCCACCUUGGCUUGUGCAUUCCCCAUCCUGGCCACAUGGUUUCCUCGACUGCGCAUUCCACCCUCCUUCCUCUUUGUCGUCAGUCAUUUUGGUACUGGCGUUCUCAUCGCCACAGCAUUUGUCCAUCUGCUUCCAACGGCCUUCACCUCUCUCAACAAUCCAUGUCUCUCGAGUUUCUGGACCUCCGACUACCCAGCCAUGCCCGGAGCCAUCGCCUUGGCCGGCAUCUUCCUUGUCACCGUCAUUGAAAUGGUCUUUAGCCCCGCUCGGCACGUCUGUCGCGGUGGACUGCGAGUCUCCGAACAAAAGCCAUGUCUUCCUGAUCAUGGUAUCGACAAUGCGUAUGUGCCAAAACUGGAAGAUCCUGCUGCAGCGGAGGACCCCAUGCGACUCGCCUGUCCCAGGCUUGAAAGCCAAUCGCAUCUGCGUGACCUUGGGCCCUUGAUUGGUAGAUCAUCCAGUAUGAGUCGGACCAUCAACCGCAUCGGCGAAGACUCCGACCGCAUCAUACGCAUUGCAUCUGCUCCAGGAGGCAGUCCGACUCUGGAAGAAAGCAAGAUGCAAGCGGUCGAAGACGUGGAGCGCAGUGAUGAAUUCACUCUGGCACCGGAACAAAAGCAUCGAAAGGCUGUCAUGCAGGUGCUCUUACUGGAGAUGGGCAUUCUCUUCCACAGUGUAUUCAUCGGCAUGUCCCUGAGUGUGUCUGUGGGCAGCGAAUUUGUGAUUUUGCUGAUCGCCAUUGUAUUUCAUCAAACUUUCGAAGGUCUGGCGUUGGGAUCUCGCAUCGCUGCGCUUGACUGGCCAGAAAGCGCCAUGCAGCCAUGGCUUAUGUCGCUGGCAUAUGGAUGCACAACCCCAAUCGGCCAAGCGAUCGGCCUGGCAACACAUACCCUCUACAGCCCCGAUUCUGAGGUUGGACUACUGCUUGUAGGCACCAUGAAUGCCAUUUCCUCGGGUCUGCUCAUCUUCGCAUCGCUGGUCGAACUGAUGUCGGAGGAUUUCCUCAGUGACGAGAGCUGGCGGGUUCUUCGAGGUCGGAAGCGGGUUAUUGCCUGUGUCUUGGUGUUUGCAGGCGCGUUCUGCAUGAGCCUUGUGGGCGCUUGGGCAUAG